AUGGGUAAAGAAAACAAGACAUCGGAGACAGCAGGCGAGUUCAAGCUACGCGGUUUCUCCAACUUUGUUCGAACAAACCCACGGUCUGAUCGGUUCAAAGUAAACCGUUUCCACCACAUAGAAUUCUGGUGCACGGACGCAACUAACGCGGCACGCCGUUUCUCAUGGGGGCUCGGCAUGCCCAUCGUCGCCAAAUCCGACCUCUCCACCGGAAACGCCACACAUGCCUCUUACCUACUCCGCUCCGGCGACUUAAACUUCCUCUUCACUGCCCCUUAUUCUCCAUCCAUCGCCUCGAUGGACAACUUCUCUCACACCGCUACCGCCUCUAUCCCCACCUUCAACCACGAAACCUGCCGCAACUUCUCCGCCAGACACGGGCUCGCAGUCCGUGCCAUCGCCAUAGAAGUUGACGACGCCGAGCUAGCUUUCACCACCAGCGUCGCCAACGGCGCCAAGCCUUCAGCCUCUCCAAUCCUCCUCGAAAAUCGUGCCGUUGUCGCCGAGGUUCACCUCUACGGCGACGUUGUUUUAAGAUACGUAUGCUACAGAAAUUCUGAUAACGACGAUUGUAGCCCUGACAACUGGUUUUUGCCUAAAUUCGAAGCAGUGGAGGCAGCAUGUUCGUUUCCGUUGGAUUAUGGGAUCAGGAAAUUAGACCAUGCGGUUGGAAACGUGCCGGAACUGUCUCCGGCGGUGAAUUACGUUAAGGAAUUCACCGGUUUUCAUGAAUUUGCGGAGUUCACAGCGGAGGAUGUUGGGACUAGCGAAAGUGGAUUGAAUUCUGUUGUUUUGGCUAAUAACGAAGAGAUGGUGCUGUUGCCAAUGAAUGAGCCGGUUUUUGGGACUAAAAGGAAGAGUCAGAUACAGACUUAUUUGGAGCAUAAUGAAGGGCCUGGAGUACAACAUUUGGCGCUUGCGAGUGAGGAUAUUUUCAGGACUUUGAGGGAGAUGAGGAAGAGGAGUGCAGUUGGGGGAUUUGAUUUUAUGCCUUCGCCACCGCCCACUUAUUAUAAGAAGUUGAAGAGUAGAGCUGGGGAUGUGUUGAGCGAUGAGCAGAUUAAGGAGUGUGAGGAAUUGGGGAUUUUGGUUGAUCGAGAUGACCAGGGUACUUUGCUUCAGAUUUUCACCAAGCCUAUUGGUGAUAGGCCAACUAUCUUUAUAGAGAUAAUUCAGAGAGUGGGGUGCAUGCUCAAGGAUGACAAGGGCAAGGAAUACCAGAAAGGUGGAUGUGGAGGAUUCGGGAAGGGAAAUUUUUCAGAGCUCUUUAAAUCGAUUGAGGAAUAUGAGAAGACACUUGAAGCCAAAAGAAUUCCAGAAACAACUUCAGCAUGA
This is a messenger RNA of Dovyalis caffra, 1335 nucleotides long. The record is from the annotation of a GenBank genome assembly. Lineage: Eukaryota; Viridiplantae; Streptophyta; Magnoliopsida; Malpighiales; Salicaceae.